This is a messenger RNA of Zymoseptoria tritici IPO323, 4260 nucleotides long. RefSeq lists its product as uncharacterized. Bases 1 to 4260 code for a protein of 1419 amino acids. Gene Ontology annotation, cellular component: catalytic step 2 spliceosome. Lineage: Eukaryota; Fungi; Ascomycota; Dothideomycetes; Mycosphaerellales; Mycosphaerellaceae. Gene Ontology annotation, biological process: regulatory ncRNA-mediated post-transcriptional gene silencing; negative regulation of RNA catabolic process. The record is from RefSeq and is a predicted model, not a curated record. The transcript is spliced from 5 exons.
AUGGUUGUGUUCAGUGGCGUGCUUUCAUCGAGCACAUGUUCCCAUCCAUGGGUGUGGCAGAAGUUGAAUGCUCUGGGAUGCUAUGGAAAUGUGAUCGGCGGGCUCUCCUCCAAGAUUGAUCGUGAAGCUAGUGAUGGGAAGGAGGUCAGUCUCGUGAGUUCGCUCAAGCCUCGUGUGCGCUCAAACUCAUCCCGAGUGUUGUCCUCAAAGUACGGAAAGGAUUCAGAAACCAAGCUCCGCUUCAUAACCGCACAAAGUGACCAGGCAGACGAUCGUCCUGGCAGUGACUUCAUCGAGAUCACGAGAGCGAAGCGUCGAGAACACGAUUACGACGGCGCCGACGAUCAGAGCGGCAGUGUGGACUAUCGUUCUAUCGAUGGAAAGGCAAAGGCGAACGAUCCUUCAAUCGACGAUGACCUGGAAGUGGUCGACUCUGAUGAUAAUGCCAGCACUGACCUUGAGCUGCGCACACGGCAAGAAAGUGCCGUACUUUCCAAGAAAGCUAAAGCCAAUCCCAAGUCUCUGGAAGCGUGGCUAGCGCUAGCAGAGCAUCAAAGCAAGCUGGUCCGGCCCGGCAUUGAUGUCUCUUCAUUGACGAGCUCCGAACGACGCACUCUUGCCGAUCUCAGGUUGUCAAUCUUCAAUGAAGCAUCAAAGCAUAUUUCACCAGGGACAGCUGGCCGAGAGUCCCUGCUCAGUGCCAUGGUCGAUGAAGGCAGGCUUGUGUGGGAUAACGCCAAAUUGGCUUCGAAGUGGAAGGAAGCACUGGUCGAACAAAAUUCUAGCGUCCUGCUAUGGGCCAAAUAUCUCAACUUUGUUCAGGACAGCCAGUCCAAUUUCCGUUACGAGACCUGCAAGCAUGCCUACGUGGAGUGUCUCAACAUCCUUCAUAGGGCUUGCGAAAGUGCCAACGAUGCGAGCAGGCCGGAGAUCAGCAGGAUUCAGAUCUACCUUCUUCUCCGCUUCACGGUAUUCGUUCGUGGGGCUGGCUACGACGAGCUCGCCAUAGCUAUCUGGCAAGCUCUGAUUGAGAUGCACUUCUUUGCGCCAUCUUCGCUAUCCUCGGCCGGUGUUUCGGAGCGAUUGUCGUCCCUAGAAGAGUUCUGGGAGAGUGAAGUUGCAAGAGUUGGUGAGGAGAACAGUCUUGGCUGGGCGAAAUACCAUGAUUCUGGCGAGGGCACUCCACGCGAAAGUCAGCCGGCCGUCAAGGACAAGACCGUUCUUUGCAAUUCUUUGCAGAAUUUCGCCGACGAGGAGAACACCCUUGGCAGUGCUUUCCUACUGCCAGCAUCUACUUACGACGAUGAUGCUGUGACAGAUCCGUUUCGCUGCGUGAUGUUCUCAGACAUCCGCGAAGUUAUCGAACCGCUGAGCAACACAAAGAUACAGUCUUGGUCCAUUGUUGAAAGCUUCUUUCACUUCAUGCGACUACCCGCCAUCUCGUUGCAAUCGAUUCACCUGGAUGCAUGCGAAUGGCAGAGAGAUUCUCACCUGGCCACUUCCCCUGGCGAGAAUAGCUCUUUUGCCGCCACCCCUCAGCCUGAGAGGUGUCUUCUUCCAUGCAGGCGCGAGAUGACCGCAAUCUUAUUCGAAGAUGGGUUCGAUGCCUUGAAAAGCGACCUCGAGCAGCAGCCCAUGAGGGAUACGAAGCUUCGCUUCCUCGAUAGAGUUCUUGAGAGCCUUGGCUCGGUCUCGACUCUCAACACCCCCAAUGGAGAACUCCUUGCAGAGUACUACAUCGCUUUCAAGGCUACUCUACUCCCGACGGAGACCGCAAAGGCUGCAAAGCGCAUCUUGAAACAGCGACCAUCGAGUAUGCGUCUCUACAAUGCCUACGCACUUGCGGAAGGACGAAGCCAGAUGGCCAAAGCUUUGGAAAUUUGGUCAGCCGCGUUGAGCUUGCAGCGUCGCAUUGAGUCAAACCAGCACCACGAUCUUAUCUACCUCUGGCAUAGUCGCUUCAUCUGUCAAGUCAAGAGUGGUGACGAACGAGGCGCUCUACAACUGCUGCUCGACACGGCUAACGGCAACAAGGAGUGCAUCGGGGUUGAAGAUCAGUCUGAUCAUGCGUCUGAGUUCUCUACUCGACAAUUGAGACUUCUUCGCAGAAUUGAAGAAGAUCUCGAUCGCUUGUAUCUCCUGGGCAGGUUUGAGCAUGCAGUGCUGUGCGCAGAUCUAUUGGCAUGGAUCUCAUACCUCACUACGGAGAACAACACAGAUCGACCCCUACACAUAUACUCGAAGUACAGCGCUAAAUUUGCUCGCGACAAAGGCUCGAUAGCCAUCGAGCAGCUGCAUCAGUGUAAGGUCAGACUCAUACAGACGCACCUUGAACGACAUCGACCGCACAAGCCUUCGGUGCUACAGCAAGAGCUAGAAGACAGUCUAGAGCUGUUUCCCGACAACAGCGUUCUGCUCGAGCUCCAUGCGAGGAUUGCCACACAGGAUCGUAUCAGAGCCCUUGUCCGUGAACAGAAGGCGACGAGCUCGAUAAGCUCUUUCAGCGUGGUCCAGUGGGCAUUCAAGAUCGGGGAGGAGAUUCGACGCAGUGCACAUGAGACUUCAGGAUCGACCUCCAACACCGGUGGCUGGCACCCAGGUGGUGGCAAGGGAGACUCGUCAGGUUCCGCAAGCUCCACGACAGGCGUGCGCGGGAAGCUCAGCGAACUCAAAGGGAAGGCCACAGGGAAGCCCGUUGACAGACACAACUACGAUGCCGCCCGAUCCCAUCAAUCCGCCCCGUUGUCAAGCCUAAGAGAUCUGGCCUCGUUCGCUCCACCGCCGAAACACAGUGCAUACUACGGUGACGGUGCUCAAAGCCCGGCCGUCACACGAACAGUGACCUCGUCCUCCGUAGCUGCAGCGAACAAGCCAGCCCCUUCACUUGGAGCACCGCUGGUAGAGACGGGAUACGCGGCGCGUAGAGCCGCCGAGCAACGCGAACGUCAAGAGCAAGCAGAAUUAGAGGCAGCCAAACCGAAAGGGCCAUACCGCAGCGAUACCUCAGGUCUGAGAACGGACAAUUUACCCCCGCCUCCAGUCAAAAGAGUGACCGCGAACGUCAGUGGAGGCAACGGGCCUACACCCUCUCCAGCUAGAAGAGCCAGUCCUGCUUUACCUCCACGGGUACCUCCACGGCAGGCCGCUCCUCCUCCGAGCCUACCUCCUAGGCAGAAUGAAUACCCAGAUGAGCACACUCCUGCCCCUCCUCCCGCCUAUCAGGAGGCGAUUAGCCAGCCUACAACACAAACCCCUUCGGCUCCUGUAGCACCUCCGAGACAAGCCGGAAUGAUCAACCAGUUCGCGGCCAAUCGCCUGGGUCAAGCAGGUGUGAAUGUGUCUGGCUUCGGAAUUGGCGGAGAGACGAGCUCGACAGCCAACAAUUCGGCCGCAAAUCCUGCGCAACCCGCGAGAGAUUACAGAUCCCAGAUAGGUCAGAUGGGAGCAUUGCAUCAGCGAUACCAGAACUCUAAUGCGAACAAUACAAGUGCAGGCUCUUCGCAGGCCGCGGGUGGGUAUGGGCAGCAAGUGGGAGAAUUGCAACAGCGAUUCUCCAAAAUGAAUACCGGUAACUCAAAUGCGCCGUCGUCUUCUUCUCACGCACAGACUGCUCAAAACGCAUUUUCGGGCAUAGCAGCCGCAGUACAGAAGAAGCCACCGCCGCCUCCACCAAAGAAGUCUGGUCUGGCAGCACCACCUCAGCCAGUUUCGGCGAGUCCAUCUGCAGGCCUGGCACCUCCACCAUUGCCUCUGGGCAAACAACAUCUCGUGCUACACGUCUCUUGGACAUAUCAAUCCCGACUCAGCCGGACGAAAGAACAGCCAGUCUGGAUCUCAGCGGACCAAAUCAGCUACAUGCCUCCAAAUCCCACCAUUGUCAUCGUGCCAGAGACCUGGUGUCCUCCAAGCCUUUACGAUCCUCUCACCCUCCGCCUCGAACGAGCUGGCUAUCGUGUAUGGACCGUGUUCCUCCCAUCGACCGGCGACAAGAUUUUGGCCAAAUGGGGCACUGAAGAUGUCGACAUCAUCGCUGCAACCAUUCGACACUGCGACAAUCGAGGAGAAGACAUUGUCGUUGUUGCUCACGGUGCAGGAGCUGCAUCUGCCGGCGACGCGGUUUCUGGUCUCAGCAAAGCCGAUCGAGUUGAGCAAGGGACGCGUGGUGUCGUUGUCAGAUCUUGUGGGAGCGCGAGACUGGGUGACGGACCAUGGGACCUGGGAUGUACCGGAUUCUGCUCGCAUUCCAGCAAACUUUGGUGA